AGCCUUCUUCUUCUGACACCUGUCAACUGUUCCAAAACACGGGCCGUCGCUGUGGAGACCAGCCAGAAUAAGGAGACGAGUCAGACCAGGACCCGGGACUCUCAGUCUGCCAUGGACCAGCAGCACGCCAAAGUGGAGCGCUUCCUCAAACUGGGCUACUCUCACUGUGACAUCGUGAGGGUGCUGGAGAGCCUGCACCACGACGCCCAGACCAACGACAUCCUGGAGGAGCUGAUAAAGACCUGCCACACCCGCAGCCCCCAGCUGGUGCCCCGAGGCUGCAGCCCGGGCCCCAACAGAGCCCGAGCCGGCCCUGAGCGAGAGCCCCACACCAGCUUCAGACCCGUGGUGAUCGAUGGGAGCAACGUGGCCAUGAGACCAACAUAUUCUUCAUGAACUGGAGAGAAGGAAGAUCCUGGUGUACACACCAUCCCGCUUCGUCAACGGGAAACGGGUCGUGUGCUACGACGACCGCUACAUCAUCAAGUUAGCAGUGGAUUCAGACGGUAUCAUCGUGUCUAACGACAACUACCGAGACCUGCAGAUGGAGAGUUCUCAGUGGAAGAAGUUCAUUGAGGAGAGGCUCCUCAUGUACACAUUCGCCAACGACAAGUUCAUGCCUCCAGAUGAUCCUCUCGGUAGAAACGGUCCCACUAUUGACGACUUUCUGAGGAAAAAGCCGUGGACUCCAGACAACAGGCAGCAGCACUGUCCUUACGGAAAGAAAUGCACCUACGGGCUGAAGUGUAAGUUCUACCACCCGGAGCGGGUCAACCAGUCGCAGCUGUCGGUGGCCGACGAGCUGAGGGCUCUGGGAGACCGAGCUAAGAGCUUGUCUCCCAGCCACCCCUCCACCACUCCACCCCCCGCCAGCAGAGAGGAGCUGCCCCCCAGAGCCCCCCCCAGUGAGGCCUUCACCUGUCACAGAGUCCAGACCAGCGUGGAUGGAGACGAGGCCUUCAGCUCCAUGGACAGCUCCAUGUCCCGGCUCUACAUCCAGGACGGCCCGUACAGCGUGGAGCCCCCCCUGACCAGCUACAGCAGUGGGCUGGGGAGCUACCCGCUGUCCGGGAACAGCCUGAGGGUCUGUCAGAGUGGUCCGGUGUAUUACUCCCACCAGAACGGGUCCUGUGACUGCAAGUGUGGGCACCAGAGGAUCCGGAUCGGAACCAGCCACCACCACCCGGCCUGGAGCUCCUGCCCCGCCGCGCCCCCGUACACCAGGGACCAGUUCAGUCAUUUCACAGACAGGCAGCCCUUCGGGCCCCCCCCUAACAGACACAGCCAGUCCCAGGACCCGUGGGCUCAUCACGGUCCCCCCGACACCAAUCUGGGCCGUCGGACCACGAGCCUGACCCAGGACCAGAGGAAGGAUCUGAGGAGCCAGCUCAGCACCCUGUUCCCCCAAAGCAUGGUGGAGCAGGUCCUGAACGAGCACCCCCACACCUCAGACAGUCUGGAACUGAUCCAGCUCCUCCAGAGCUACAGAACCAGCAACUUCUCCUUCUAGACCUGUCAGGAUUUAAAGUGAGCCCACAGUUCUCAUCCCAGGAGCUGAGCAGAAACAAACAUUUCUGACAGCAAACGUGAAUGUGUGUUUUUAUUUGUUGUUGUGUUAAACGUUAUUUAAGCAUUAAAAAGUGUGUCAGUCUGAGGAACACUACAGGCCGAUGCCCUUUGUUCUAAAACAAAUGUGCAAUGCACUCAGCUCCAUUCAGCUACUUAUUGUAGCUCCAACAAUCGUGAUCAAAGCAGCAGGUGUUGUUUUCCCACGUUGCCUCAAAAUGAGGAACACUAUUCUGUACUUGUGUGUCUGUGUGAUACAAUCUGAAACCUUGUGUUUUUACAGCACUUUUCAAAUAAAAGCACUUGGUGUA
This is a messenger RNA of Austrofundulus limnaeus, 1877 nucleotides long. Its product is annotated as probable ribonuclease ZC3H12D. Lineage: Eukaryota; Metazoa; Chordata; Actinopteri; Cyprinodontiformes; Rivulidae. The record is from RefSeq and is a predicted model, not a curated record. Gene Ontology annotation, cellular component: cytoplasmic ribonucleoprotein granule; nucleus. Gene Ontology annotation, molecular function: mRNA binding; RNA endonuclease activity; metal ion binding.